Molecule: messenger RNA, 1700 nt
Organism: Vitis riparia (riverbank grape)
Lineage: Eukaryota; Viridiplantae; Streptophyta; Magnoliopsida; Vitales; Vitaceae
Product: cytochrome b561 and DOMON domain-containing protein At5g35735-like
Exons: 3
Coding region: 289-1473 (394 amino acids)
Source: RefSeq, a predicted model, not a curated record
UUCCAUUACUGCCCUCUGUCCCUUACGGUGGCCGUGUCAAUAUAUAGACACAGCAUUCAAUGGAGAGAACCAGUCAACCACCCCAACUCUUCUCCAACAAUCCUUCUAUAUAUAUAUUCUUUGAGGGAACCCCUCUUCUUCAUUCAUCACAUUGAGCUUGUUCUUCAAGUACCCAAAUUGAGAAAACACCUCAGGGACCUGUUUCAGUGCCAUCUGAGAUACACCCAGAUUCUGAAAGGUUGUUUUUGUUGAGGUUUUGGCCUCUGGGUAUCCUUGAAUUCAGCCACCAUGGAUGGGUCUUUGAGAAUUUUGUUGGUUUCAUGUGCUUUGGUUUCUAUGUUGGUCUCAUCUUCUGCUCAGACAUGUGGGAGCUACACCUUCUCCAACAAUAACCUCUAUACCUCUUGCACUGACCUCUCCGAAUUGGGUUCUUUCAUCCACUGGACUCGCCACACAAAUGGAACUUUGGAAAUUGCAUACAGGCAGCCUGACUUUUCGUCGACAAAUUGGAUUGCUUGGGCCAUCAACCUGAAUAGUACAGGCAUGGUGGGGGCACAGUCUCUUGUGGCAUAUGUGAACUCCAGUGCCCCCUAUGCAUACACCUCUCCGGUGUCUAGUUAUGGCACUACGUUGGAGCCUGGUUCUUUGAGCUUUUCAGUACCAAAGAUCCAAGCAGAGAACAGCAACGGUGAGAUGAUCAUAUAUGCCACUUUGGAGCUCUCCUCCAACCUUACAACCGUGAACCAGGUCUGGCAAGAAGGUCCUUUGAGUGGAGGCACUCCUGGUACACAUUCCACCACUGGCGAACAUGUUCAGUCUAUGGGCACUUUGGAUCUUCUUUCAGGACAAACUAGCACAGGAGGGUCAGCCACAUCUUCAAGAGUGAGGAGGAGAAAUAUUCAUGGUGUGUUGAACGUUGUCAGUUGGGGCACCUUGAUGCCUCUGGGUGCCAUGAUUGCAAGAUACAUGAAGGUUUUCCAGGCUGCAGACCCGGCAUGGUUCUACCUACAUGUUGCUUGCCAGUCCUCAGGAUACAUAGUUGGUGUGGCUGGAUGGGCAACCGGUAUAAAACUUGGCAGUGAUUCUUCUGCUGUUCAGUAUGACACCCAUAGGAACGUUGGCAUCACCCUUUUCUGCCUUGGAACCCUUCAGUUAUUUGCUCUGCUCCUGAGGCCAAACAAGGAUCACAAGUACAGACUCUACUGGAACAUCUACCACCAUGCCAUCGGAUAUUGCAUCAUUAUCCUGAGCAUCUUCAACAUCUUUGAGGGCUUUGACAUCUUGGAUCCUGAGGAGAAAUGGAAGAGAGCAUACAUCGGCAUUCUCAUAUUCUUGGGAUUCUUUGCAAUUAUGCUGGAAGCUGCUACAUGGUACAUAGUCAUCAAGAGGAAAAGGAAGAGCUCCGAGAAGUAUCCACAAAAUGGCAAUGGAGUGAAUGGGGUUAAUGGAUAUGGUGCCGGGACAGUGGUGUAGAAGAUAGAUUAGAAUGUAUCAGGCUGUGUUUUUCACAUGGGUGAGGGACUGGGUUUCUUGAUUAGUAGCCCCUUAUGUCGAGGGAGCUCAUCACUUUGUUGUGUUAGGCUAUUCUUUAUUCCAGUAGCUUUUGCUUUGUGUUUCAGUGUGCUGUUUAGACAUGGAUUUAGUGUAAUUUUUCUCGUAUAUAUAAAUACACUCCAUGUUCUUUUCUUUUUUUUUUUCCA